Messenger RNA from Lindgomyces ingoldianus, 2160 nucleotides. Its product is annotated as glucose-methanol-choline oxidoreductase-like protein. The record is from RefSeq and is a predicted model, not a curated record. The transcript is spliced from 2 exons. The coding region runs from base 206 to 1834 and encodes 542 amino acids. NCBI's taxonomy places the organism in Eukaryota, Fungi, Ascomycota, Dothideomycetes, Pleosporales, Lindgomycetaceae. Gene Ontology annotation, molecular function: oxidoreductase activity, acting on CH-OH group of donors; flavin adenine dinucleotide binding.
CAACUCAAGCCAUCUGACCACCUCCCGCCGAGAUUGUCGACGCUGCAUGGCCCUCUCACUGCAAACAGACCCAGGGAUUUGGGUCGCCAAUCUUGAGAAAGACUUAAGAACCUCGCCUUUCUUCUCAUAAGCCUCUGUUGGGGGGUGGCUAUCUCGCCUCUGGAAGGGUUGAUUGCCUUGUCUGCUCAUCCUCCUUCCAUUCAACAUGUCGCCAACCACCACCUCCAUCCCCCAAGAUGCCUACUACGAUUUUAUUAUCGUGGGAGGUGGCACGGCUGGCUGUGUUAUUGCAUCCCGCCUCUCCGAAUACCUUCCGACUAAGUCUGUCCUCUUGAUUGAGGCUGGCCCUAGCGACUACAUGGAUGAUCGUGUACUCCUUCUCAAAGACUGGCUCCAGCUUCUGGGAGGAGAGCUGGACUACGACUAUGGCACAACCGAGCAACCAAUGGGCAAUUCGCACAUCCGACACUCACGUGCAAAGGUCCUCGGAGGAUGCUCAUCACACAACACGCUCAUCUCGUUCAGGCCCUUCGAGUUUGACUGCAAGAGAUGGGAAGCCCAGGGAUGCAAAGGCUGGAGCUUCAAGAUGUUCUCCCGCGUCCUCGACAACCUCCGCAACACCAUCCAGCCUGUUCACGAGAGGCACAGGAACCAGCUUUGUCUUGAUUGGGUUGACUCUUGCUCAACAGCUAUGGAUAUCCCGGUGAUUCAUGACUUCAACCACCAGAUCAAGACGACAGGUUCUCUGAAACCUUGCGUUGGCUUCUUCUCUGUAUCAUACAACCCGGAUGAUGGACGCCGAAGCAGUGCGAGUGUAGCGUACAUCCAUCCUAUUCUCCGUGGUGACGAAAAGAGGCCUAAUUUGACCGUUUUGACUAAUGCCUGGGUGAACAAAGUCAACGUCGAAGGAGCCAAAGUCACAGGAGUCAAUGUGACACUUCAGAGCGGUGAACAGCGGACUCUCCACCACAAAGCAGAAACCAUCCUUUGUGCUGGUGCUGUUGAUACACCCCGUUUGAUGCUCCUCUCUGGUCUAGGUCCCAAGAAGCAGCUCUCGGAUCUGGGUAUUCCGAUUGUCAAAGAUAUUCCCGGCGUUGGUGAGAACUUGCUUGAUCAUCCUGAGAGUAUCAUCAUCUGGGAGUUGAAUAAGCCUGUUCCUCCGAACCAAACUACUAUGGACUCAGAUGCAGGUAUCUUCCUUCGCCGUGAGGUUAAGAAUGCUGCUGGCACAGAUGGAGAUAUUGCUGAUAUGAUGAUGCACUGUUAUCAGAUUCCAUUCUGUCUGAACACUUCACGACUCGGUUAUGACGCUCCUAUCGAUGCCUUCUGUAUGACGCCUAACAUUCCGCGACCACGCUCACGUGGACGUAUCUACCUUACGUCUGCAGACCCCAACGUGAAGCCAGCCCUCGACUUCCGCUAUUUCACUGAUCCAGAAGGCUAUGACGCUGCCACUAUCGUUGCGGGUCUACGAGCAGCUAGGGAAGUAGCCAAGCAAGCUCCAUUCUCGCAGUGGCUCAAGCGUGAAGUUGCUCCCGGCCCUAAGCUACAAACCGAUGAAGAGCUCUCAGAGUACGGACGCCGAGUCGCGCAUACAGUGUAUCAUCCCGCUGGAACGACCAAGAUGGGUGAUGUCACGAAGGACGAAUUUGCUGUCGUGGACCAUGAGCUCAAGGUUCGAGAUUUGGAGGGAGUGAGGAUUGCAGAUGCAGGUGUCUUCCCUGAGAUGCCUACUAUCAACCCUAUGCUCACAGUGCUCGGUGUUGGAGAGCGUGCUGCUGAGUUGAUUGCUCAGCAGUGGGGAUGGAAAGGAUUGGAGAAGGAGAAGUUGUGAAAGCGGAUAGGUACCUAAGCCAGCAAGUGGAAUUAGGAUACUGCCUGUUCCAUAAGUCUCCCAUAAAUCACAAUGGUGUACUAUUGACGCCCUGUGAGGUUCUCCUUUGCACCUUUUAACAUCCGUCUGGUAAGAAAAUGGGCGUUGGUGUAGAUCCUCUUUUGUGUUAAAAUUAGUCUAUAACCUGGGAAGGCAGCUACGAGGGGGGCUUGGAUGGCUUCUCCAUUCAUCUACGCUUAAUAACGAUAGUAAGUUGUUGACGCUCUAUUAAGUUCUCCAUUAUAUCUUUGAAAUCUAGCGAGUAAGAAAAGGAAUGUCGCUGUCGG